Molecule: messenger RNA, 1061 nt
Organism: Spinacia oleracea (spinach)
Lineage: Eukaryota; Viridiplantae; Streptophyta; Magnoliopsida; Caryophyllales; Amaranthaceae
Product: nuclear transcription factor Y subunit B-5
Exons: 1
Coding region: 109-627 (172 amino acids)
Biological process (GO): regulation of transcription by RNA polymerase II
Cellular component (GO): CCAAT-binding factor complex; nucleus
Molecular function (GO): protein heterodimerization activity; RNA polymerase II cis-regulatory region sequence-specific DNA binding; DNA-binding transcription activator activity, RNA polymerase II-specific
Source: RefSeq, a predicted model, not a curated record
CACAACACAAUGAGCAAUUUGAACUCAUAGCAACGUGUCUCUCUCUAAGAGGAUCAUAUCUCUCAAAAUUAAUUUCUCUCUUUUUAUACAAAACACGUACAAAAAACAAUGGUUGAUAACAUAAGUCCUUACACAAAUAAAGUACUACUUCCAAACUACAACCUUACAGCAACUUCAUCCUCUUCUCAACAACACCACCAUGGAAACUACAUCUACCAUGAGAGUAACACCAAGAACUCGGCCGAGAACGAAGAUCAACCGUAUAACGAGCACGAAGAUCAAGCCUCGGGGACUAUCAAGGAGCAAGAUCGAUUGCUCCCUAUAGCUAACGUUGGAAGAAUCAUGAAGAAUAUAUUACCUCCUAAUGCUAAAAUCUCAAAAGAAGCUAAGGAAACUAUGCAAGAAUGUGUUUCCGAGUUUAUUAGCUUUGUUACCGGUGAAGCUUCUGAUAAAUGUCACAAGGAGAAGCGUAAAACUGUGAAUGGUGAUGAUAUUUGUUGGGCUUUGUCUUCUCUAGGGUUUGAUGAGUAUGCUGAUCCUUUGAAGAGGUACCUUUAUCGCUACCGUCAAUUCGAGGGUGAAAGAAUUGCUAAUCAAAACAAAGACAAGGAAAUUUUCCAUGGUUGAUCAACAACAACUUAUAUGAGUUACUAGCUCUUGGUAAUGCAUAUUUUGUUUUUGUUUUUGUUUUUUUUUAUUUUAUUUUAUUUUAGCUUGUUCAUGGUUGUUUUAAUUUAUGAGAUCAAAAUAAAAACAAAAGUAGGACCUUUUUAUAAUCUACUUAAUUUGUAAUGGCCAAAUCUGGUACUAGAUCUUGAUUUCUAACUCUUGUGUUGGUUAAUUAAUUUAAACAUUUUCAAAAAUACGGAGUAUACUAAUUUAAUUGCCUUUGUUAGGGCUAUAAGAUUAUACUCCAAUACUGAAUUUAAGAAUUCAUCAAAUAAUUUCGCCUAUGAAAGUAGAUUGUUAUAUUUUGGAUUCAAUAAAAAAAAAUUCUAUUGGGAGGGUAAGCAAUAAGUAGAGAAGUAGGCGAGAUUCAAUCUAAGAUUUUCAAUUUUAUG